Molecule: messenger RNA, 465 nt
Organism: Tachysurus fulvidraco (yellow catfish)
Lineage: Eukaryota; Metazoa; Chordata; Actinopteri; Siluriformes; Bagridae
Product: histone H1-like
Exons: 1
Coding region: 1-408 (135 amino acids)
Biological process (GO): nucleosome assembly
Cellular component (GO): nucleosome
Molecular function (GO): DNA binding; structural constituent of chromatin
Source: RefSeq, a predicted model, not a curated record
AUGCUCGCCGUCAAGGGCCUCGUUACUAAAGGCACUCUGGUGCAGACCAAAGGGACCGGCGCGUCUGGAUCUUUUAAGCUGAACAAGAAGCAGACCGAAGUGAAGAAGCCCGCAAAGAAAGCCGCGCCCAAAGCGACAAAGGCGGCCGCCAAAAAGCCCGCCGCGGCUAAGAAGCCCAAGAAAGUAGCGGCCAAGAAACCCGCAGCCAAGAAGUCUCCCAAGAAGACAAAGAAGCCCGUCGCUGCCGUCAAGAAAGCCACCAAAAGCCCUAAGAAGGCCAAAAAGCCGGCGACCCCCAAGAAAGCAGCCAAGAGCCCCAAGAGGGCCAAAAAGCCGGCGACCCCCAAGAAGGUAAAGGCUGUAAAGCCCAAAGCAGCGAAGGCCAAAAAGGCUCCCAAGAAGAAGUAAACGUGUUUCUUAUGUUUUUUACUCCUUAAACGGCUCUUAUAAGAGCCACCCAUGUUU